This is a messenger RNA of Andrographis paniculata, 1818 nucleotides long. RefSeq names its product wax ester synthase/diacylglycerol acyltransferase 4-like. Gene Ontology annotation, biological process: triglyceride biosynthetic process. The coding region runs from base 184 to 1677 and encodes 497 amino acids. Gene Ontology annotation, cellular component: plasma membrane. Gene Ontology annotation, molecular function: long-chain-alcohol O-fatty-acyltransferase activity; diacylglycerol O-acyltransferase activity. The record is from RefSeq and is a predicted model, not a curated record. The transcript has 4 exons. Lineage: Eukaryota; Viridiplantae; Streptophyta; Magnoliopsida; Lamiales; Acanthaceae.
ACAAUCGGACAGAGUAUAAAAUGGAUGUGCAAAGUUGAAUCCCAUUGAGCAGAAGCGGCAGAAGUUGCAGCCGACGUGACAAAUAUCUAUAUAUAUAAUAUAGAUAUAUAUAGAGAGAGAGAGAGUGUGUGUGUGUCGGUGAGUGUAAUUGAUCAGUGAGUGAGAGAGAGAGAGAGAGAGACGAUGGCAUUGAAGCAGCAGCAGCAGGAGGCGGCGGAGGAGGUGGCGGAGCCGGUGAGUCCAACGGGGCAGUACUUCACGAGCUCCGCCAUCUCUGUUUCCGUCAUUGCUGUUCUCGAGUCGGAGAUUCCCAUCGACGAUUCGCACACCAUGAAACUGCUCAACGACGUCUUUCUCCCCAUCAAUCCCCGUUUCUCCUCCAUCAUGGUGAAGGACAAAAACGGAAUCAAGCGGUGGAAGAAGGUCGACGUGAAGCUCCAGGACCACGUCAACAUCCCGAUUUUCUCACCUCAACCUCAAGGAGGAAGAAGAAGAACGAACAACUCAUCCACAGAAUUCUACGAGGCCUGCUUCGCCGAAUACCUCUCCAAAUUGGCAAUGGAGCAGCUCCCCCAGAGCAGGCCACUGUGGGAAAUCCACAUCGUCAAGUACCCCACCACCACCGCCGCCGGAAGCCUCGUCUUCAAGCUCCACCAUGCUCUUGGCGAUGGCUACUCUCUCAUGGGAGCUCUUCUCUCUUGCCUCCAGAGAGCCGACAACCCCGAGAUUCCCCUCACCUUCCCAAUCCCCAAUUCGGACAGGGAAAGGGAAAGGGAAGUAGCUGAAUGUCAUGACAACAGCAACAAUCAUCACCAUAAUCAUAAUAAUGUUAUUUGCAGAAAUCUUCCCAAGGCUGUUUCUGGUGUGUUCAACACCAUUAAAGAUUUUGGAUGGAGCUUGUUGAAGAGUACUUUGCUCGAAGAUGACAGGUCUCCGAUAAGGUCCGGCGACGACGGCGUCGAGUUCCGCCCCAUCUCCAUCUUCACCGUCACUUUCUCCAUCGAUCAAAUUAAGCAAAUCAAAGCCAAUGUUGCUGCGACGAUCAAUGACGUUAUAUGCGGAGUAGUGUUCCUGGGAAUAAGGCUGUACAUGAGAGGCAUGAACCAGAGUCAGAACCUGUGGGGGGCGAAAUCGACGGCGCUGGUUCUGCUGAACACGAGGAACAUCGCCGGCUACAAGUCGGUGUCGGAGAUGGUGAAGCCCGGCGCGGAGUCGCCGUGGGGGAACCAGUUCGCGUUCCUGCACGUCCCCGUUCCCGACGUGGACCCCAUCGCCCCUCUCACCUUCGUCCUCAAAGCUCAGGACAUGAUCAAGCGGAAACGGAACUCCACAGCUGUCAUUCUCACCGGGAAGUUGCUCGACGCUUUGAGCAAACUAAGAGGACCUGAGACGACGGCUCAAUACAUUCACAGCACGUUGAAGAACACGAGCAUGACAGUAUCGAACAUGCUGGGGCCCCUGGAGAGGAUGGCCUUAUCGAAUCACCCAAUCAAGGGUUUGUACUUCAUGGUGGCGGGGGUUCCUCAGAACCUUACGAUAACGAUGGUGAGCUACAUGGGAGAUUUAAGGUUGGCUGUGGGAGCAGAGAAGGAGCUGAUCGAUGCACCAAAUUUCAAGGCCUGUUUGCAGAAUGCCUUCAAUAUGAUCUACAAAGCUGCAGUAACAGAUAAGAUUUGAUGCCCUUUACCAUUAUAAAAUACUAUGCAUUAUGCCAAAUCUUCCACUUCUAUUCAUUUUUAAGUUUAUUAUUAUUAUUUUUUAAAAUACAGGAUAGUCAUAUAUAUAUAUAUAUAUUUGUAUAUUUGGCUGUUUUGAUUC